AUGGUAAAUUGUAAUAUAUCAUCUGAUCUUCCUGGGAUCCCUGACAAAUCAGGCCUCAUUCACUCAUCAAAGGAAAACUCAACAGAAGUAAAAGAAUUUGUUUUUGUGGCAUUUGCUUUCUCUCCAGGUCUUCAACAUUCUGUAUUCUUCAUCUUCCUUAUGAUCUAUUUUUUACUCUUGAGUGGGAACAUUCUUAUUAUGAUGACAAUCAGAGCUGACCCUCGGCUCCAUAGUCCUAUGUAUUUUUUCCUAAGCAAGUUGUCCUUUAUUGAUCUUUGUUACUCAUCAGUGACUGUGCCAAAGAUGUUGGUAGACUUCCUGUCUGAGAGGAAAGUUAUUUCCUUUAAUGGUUGCAUCACACAACUAUACUUUUUCCACUUUUUUGCAUGUGCAGAAUGCUUUAUUUUCACAGUUAUGGCUUAUGAUAGAUAUGUGGCCAUUUGCAAACCUCUGAACUAUUCUUUAAUUAUGAGCAAGAAGCUGUGUUUGUGGAUGGUAGCAGCAACCUGGACCAUUAGCUUUGUCCACUCCAAUAUACAAACAACUUUAACCAUGGGAUUACCCUUUUGUGGCCCCAAUGAGAUAAACAGUUUUUUCUGCGAUAUUCCACCACUUAUCAGACUGGCCUGUACUGAUACAACAAUGAUUGAUGCAAUGAUAGUGGCCAACAGUGGUAUCGUUUCAUUGGGAUGUUUUAUCUGUGUCUUGAUUUCUUAUGUUGGCAUUGUUUCAUCAAUCCUAAAAAUAAAGACAACUGAUGGCAGACGUAAAGCCUUUUCAACGUGUGCUUCUCAUAUCACUGUAGUGACAUUUUUCUUCGGUCCUUGCGUCUUCAUCUACAUGAGGCCAUCCACUUCUUUCCAAGCUGAUCAAGUAGUUAUAGUAUUCUAUACAGUCAUAGCACCAAUGCUUAACCCAGUCAUUUACACCUUGAGGAACAAAGAGGUUAAGAUAUCAAUUAAAAAAAUGUGGGACGGAAAAUCGUUUAUUAAAUAUAAUCCAUAG
This is a messenger RNA of Pelobates fuscus (common spadefoot toad), 1005 nucleotides long. RefSeq names its product olfactory receptor 4E2-like. The record is from RefSeq and is a predicted model, not a curated record. Gene Ontology annotation, biological process: G protein-coupled receptor signaling pathway. NCBI's taxonomy places the organism in Eukaryota, Metazoa, Chordata, Amphibia, Anura, Pelobatidae. The transcript has a single exon. Gene Ontology annotation, molecular function: olfactory receptor activity; G protein-coupled receptor activity. Bases 1 to 1005 code for a protein of 334 amino acids. Gene Ontology annotation, cellular component: membrane.